Molecule: messenger RNA, 1523 nt
Organism: Gossypium raimondii (Peruvian cotton)
Lineage: Eukaryota; Viridiplantae; Streptophyta; Magnoliopsida; Malvales; Malvaceae
Product: aspartyl protease AED3
Exons: 3
Coding region: 88-1386 (432 amino acids)
Biological process (GO): proteolysis
Molecular function (GO): aspartic-type endopeptidase activity
Source: RefSeq, a predicted model, not a curated record
ACACUCCAAUCCAAUUAAAAGGCAAGCUUCCCACUUCUAUUCUAUCAUUCUAAACCAUCAAACAAAUUUACACAUUCCGAGAAAACUAUGAAAACCCACAUAUAUUUUUCUCUGGUUUUCUUCUUGUUUUCAGUAGCCCAAGGAUUGAACCCCAAAUGUGAGACCCAAGACCAUGGUUCAAACCUCCAAGUGUUCCAUAUUUACAGUCCCUGCUCACCCUUCAAGCCCUCAAAGCCACUGUCAUGGGAAGAAGAUGUGCUCCAAACACAAGCCAAGGACCAGGCCAGGCUUCAAUAUUUGUCGAGCCUGGUGGCUAAGAAAUCUGUGGUGCCGAUAGCUUCUGGCAGGCAGAUUGUGCAAAGUCCCACUUAUAUCGUGAGGGCCAACAUUGGAACCCCACCUCAAACCUUGCUUAUGGCCAUGGAUACUAGCAAUGAUGCCGCUUGGAUACCUUGCACUGGCUGCCUUGGCUGCUCUUCUACUGUCUUUGACAAUGCUAAAUCCACCACUUUCCAGUCCCUCGGCUGCCAAGCUCCUCAAUGCAAGCAGGUACAAAAUCCCAGCUGCGAUGGCAGUGGCAACACUUGCAUAUUCAACAUGACCUACGGGGGUUCAACCAUUGCAGCAAACCUCUCACAGGACACAUUCACCUUAGCCAACGACUCUGUCUCGAGCUACACUUUCGGCUGCCUGCAAAAGACAACCGGCAACUCGGUGCCACCACAAGGUCUAUUGGGGCUCGGCCGAGGUCCAUUAUCCCUUCUAUCUCAGACCCAAGACCUGUACCAAGCCACAUUUUCAUACUGUUUGCCUAAUUUUAGGUCCGCCAACUUUUCUGGGUCAUUGAGACUUGGGCCAGUGGGGCAGCCAGUGAGGAUCAAAUACACCCCAUUACUGAAGAACCCGAGGAGACCAUCCCUUUACUUUGUGAAUUUGAUUGGAAUUAGGGUUGGAAACAAAGUUGUUGAUAUCCCACCAUCUGCCAUUGCUUUCAAUCCUACCACCGGUGCUGGCACCAUUAUUGAUUCUGGUACCGUUUUCACCCGGCUAGUUGAACCAGCCUAUGUAGCCGUCCGAGACGAGUUUCGAAGACGAGUUAAGGUGGCCAACGUAACAUCUCUUGGCGGUUUCGACACAUGUUACACAGUCCCGAUUGUGGCUCCGACGAUAACGUUCAUGUUCACCAGCAUGAACGUGACACUGCCACAAGACAACCUGUUAAUCCACAGCACAGCAGGCAGCAUCACAUGUUUGGCGAUGGCAUCGGCACCGGAUAAUGUGAAUUCUGUGCUGAAUGUGAUAGCCAAUAUGCAGCAACAGAACCAUAGGAUCCUUUUCGAUGUGCCAAAUUCCAGGUUGGGCGUUGCCCGUGAGCUCUGCACCUAAAUUCUAGCUUUGUUCCCUAAUUUAUUUAUCCCUGUUUUCGUGUAUUUUAUUGUGUGACCAUCGUAUUUAAAGUAUUUAAUAUUUAUGUAAACUUAAAUGUAUUAAUAAUUUGCAACAUUAAAUUUUGAUAUUUGGUA